CUGAAUCUCAACGUGGUGAAAACCGUUCACAGCCGCUUUCUCUACGAACACGGUCUUGGUUGGCGACUCGGCCGUCGAUGCUCGAGCAGCGCUUUCAAGCUCAUCAUCACCACGUACUAGGCGGAUACCUCUUCCCCCACCACCGUCGACAGCCUUGAUCAUGAUAGGAUACCCGACGGCGUGAGCGAACUCCUUGAUCCGCUGUACGUCGGUCGAGGCGUCCAAAGCUGGUAACACAGGAACAUUGUUCUCUUGCGCCAAUUGCUUCGCCUUGAGUUUAUCCCCUGUGCGAUUUAGGACUUCCCAACCGGGCCCGAUGACUGUAACGCCAACAUCUUGCAUGCGCUUGGAGAACUCGGCACUUUCACUUAAGAAUCCAUAUCCUGGAUGGAUGGCAUCGAUAGCAUGCUGUUGGGCGAGACGGACCAGAAGGUCGAUAUCCAAGUAGCCAUCGGAUGUAAUCUGCAGAGCUCUAUGCGGGCGACCAAUAUCGCAGUGUGAGCGGUCAUCUUCGGUAUAUAAUGCGAAUGUGUCUAUCGACGGACAUGUCUCUCGUGUCGCUUGCAAGAUGCGAACGGCAAUCUCGCCUCUAUUUCAUUAGCGGGGUUCGACAACGCAUCGCGGCGAAUGGUACCUGUUUGCAACUAGAAGCCGUUGGAUUGAGCGUGCGACUGUCAUGUUCAGUUUGGUAUGUAUGGUUGUUGAAUUUCGUUGUAGAGAUGCCGGUUGAGAUGAUGUAUGUCAAGGUCCUGUGUGCUGUCCUGGCCUCGGUCCUCGGCCUGUUGAAAGCUACCCCUCAUGGGGGGAACCAUUGACAUCAAACAUAACAACGACCACGACUUUGGGCCGGAAGAACAAUCAAAGUACAGGCGGAUUGAAUAUGUCGAACGACAAUAAACCCGCAUCGUCAGCGUCAAAACGACUGCGCCAAGUGUCAUCUCACCUAGCCCUUCCCGCAGACUAUGCCGACGUACGCGAACAAAUCCAGACCCUGCGCACGAUCGCCGCAACACCAGACACAUCACGUCGCGGCUAUGUUCGACAAAAACAGGCUGGGAAGUUAUGGGUGCGCGAGCGACUCGAGCAACUGCUCGACCCCGACAGUUUUGAAGAAAUUGGCUCGCUGUCCGGCACGGUGACGUGGGAGAAAACGGGGCCGAUGCGCGAAAAGCCAGUCUCCUUUAUACCCAGCAAUAAUGUCCAGGGCAAGGGAAAACUGCGUGGUCGGAGCGUGCUGUUGACGGCAGAUGAUUUCUCGCUACGCAGUGGGCAUGCGGAUGGGGCGUCAGCAGGGAAGACGAUCUACCUGGAGAAGCUGGCUCUCGCUCUUAAAUUACCCGUGGUUAAGCUAGUCGAUGGUAGCUCUGGUGGAGGGAGUGUUACGACUAUUCGGAAAGAGGGCUGGAGCUAUCUCCCGUACGUGCCAAUGUUCCACCAGGUUAUCCGGCAAUUGAACGAAGGAAUCCCGAAUCUCGGUGCCAUUGUCGGGCCUGCAAUUGGACUCGGGGCCGCGCGAGUCACUGCAUGCCAUUUCUCGGUCAUGGCAGCAGACGUAGGCGCAUUGUUCAACGCAGGCCCAGAGGUAGUAAAAGGCGCUACCUUUGAAGAAGGUCUAGGCUUCCAAGAUCUAGGUGGGCCCAUGAUCCACUGCACGAACGGUACGAUCGACAAUGUGGCGGCCAACGAAGCUGAAUGCUUUGAGCAGCUGCGAACAGUCCUCAGCUAUCUGCCCGACUGCGGUCGAUAUAAUGCGCCUCCAGUGAUCGCGAGCGAUGACCCGGAAGACAGAGAAGACGAGUCUCUCCGCCGGAUUAUACCCCGCAAACAAACGCGCAUGUAUAAUCCCUGGACCAUCAUCAAGAGCGUCGUCGACCGCGACUCGUUCUUCGAGAUCGGCUCCCUCUGGGGCCGCACAGCAAUAUCAGGUCUCGCACGGCUAGGCGGCCGACCCGUGGGAAUCAUCUCGCUGAACUGCGAGGUGAACAGCGGCGCAUUAGACGCAGGAGGCAGCCAAAAGCUCGCGCGCCUCCUAAAGCUAUGCGACGUGAUGAACCUACCAGUGCUACAAUUCGUCGACGUCCCCGGCUACGCAAUUGGCACAAUCGCCGAACGAACCGCGACGAUGCGCUGGGGCAUCGAGCUCGCAAAAGCCUACUUCUCCACAACAACCCCAAUCUUCAGCGUAAUCACCCGCCGCGCAUACGGCGUCGCCGGCGGCGUGAUGCUCGGCGCACGAGACCCGCACACGCAAGUCGCCUGGCCGUCCGGACAAUGGGGGUCUCUCCCGCUCGAGGGCGGGAUCGAAGUUGGGCACAGGCACGAGCUGCGCGAGGCGGAGAAGGAAGGGAAGAAGGCGGAGCGGUAUGCGGAGCUUGAGGAGGAGUAUCGGCGGUUGAUGAACCCGGUCCGGACGGCGAAUGCCUUUGGCGUUGAGGAGAUUAUUGAUCCGAAGGAUACGCGGAAGGUUGUCUGUGGGUGGGCGAAGCAUGUUUAUGAGGGGUUGAUGCAGAUUCGGCUUGCGGAGAGGGCAGCGGGGAGAAUUCAGCCUGUUUUUACUUGAACCGCUUUACAUGUCGAAAGGUACCUGACUGCAUGGUCUUGUGCCUGCAAAUCCAUAUUCAGUCCCUGAAUGCAGGCAGCACUCAAACCCUCUCCUAUAACCGAGAGCCAUAAGUUCAUAUCCGUCGUGGGAAGUGGUACCCCUCGAAUAUAUGAAAUCACCAGUCAAAACCCUUUCCCUGGUGAAUCAUCUUAAAUAUAUUAAAUAGUGGAGCAAGCGCUCAGCCCUAGACUCAGUUUCAUCCAUUUAGCCGGAUCCCCGGAAAUGAAGCUCUUGGCAGUAAUAUCCAU
Aspergillus calidoustus is the source of this 2850-nucleotide messenger RNA. The record is from the annotation of a GenBank genome assembly. NCBI's taxonomy places the organism in Eukaryota, Fungi, Ascomycota, Eurotiomycetes, Eurotiales, Aspergillaceae.